UAAUCUCAAUCUUCAGUAACGAAGCAAGGAUCAAGUGGGACGAUUGUUUUCUGUUGUGAUUGUAAACAAAAAUCGCUAAUAUAAUAUAUAAGAAGGGCACAAAGUCUGGUUUUAAUCCCUGGCACACAUGUGAGAAAACAUGAAGAAUCACGGAUUUUACAUAAUAUGUGCUCUAUGCACAUUGGCAUUGCGCGUCGAAGCCCAGUUCCGGCAAAACCAACAGAGAGUACUGUUUAGUCCUCUAAACUUCGACGCUUCCCCAAUAAGUUACCCUACAGAAAGUUACGACAAAUACAUCCAAGACUUACUGAACAGCAGAAGAACAACCAAACCACCACAGACACAGAGUAACAGUAACGGUAUACCCAACAGUAUCAAUGGCAUACCCAAUGGUAAUAGUAACAGUAUACCAAUCAAUGAAAUCCCACAAGCAAGUCUCAGUGUUGAUAACAACAGAUUUAAUGGAAUACAAGCCAACGAUGACGCAUCACCCAUAGCCCUUAACCCCGUAAGAUUUAUGGGAGUUGGUAAAACUGAUGUGGAACAAUUGAACAAUGUCACAUAUGCUAUCACCACUUUUGGAAUUGAUUUGAUGAAGAGUGUGAAUCAUCUACAAACCGGUAAUUUAAUAGUAUCGCCGACAUCUGUGGCGACUGUGUUGGCCCUCCUCCAGCAAGGAACGUUCGGCGAUGCGCAGGAGCAGAUUACGAAGUCAUUGCAAAUGACGGCCGAUGUCACGGCACCCACUUAUAGGAGACUUACGUAUGAUAUGAAAAAACGUAACUCAAGAAACAUCCUCACCGUGUCAAAUAACCUAUUCGUGAGCGACGGUUUCGAAAUAAACCCCGAAUUCAAAGACAGUGCCGUCCAGAACUUCGGCAGCGAAGUGACGUUGAUGGACUUCUCCCGACCUGCCUGGGCUGUCAACCAAAUUAACAAGUGGAUCAGCAUUCAAACACACCAGAGGAUCGAAAAUCUGUUACCACCCAACGCUGUCGGUCACAAUACCCAGAUAGUGAUAGCAAACGCUGUCUAUUUCAAAGGACUAUGGGAAACUAAAUUCAGAAAGGAGGCAACAAAGAAUUUAAUAUUCAACUUGAGUACCGGAGAAACGAAAUCUGUCCCAUUCAUGCGUAUGCGACAUGCAUUCAAAUUUGGUAUUGAACAAGAUACUAGAGCUCGCGUUGUUGUAUUGCCUUUUGAGAGACACCAAUACUCGUUAAUAUUGAUACUGCCGCACCAACUCUCCAACGUUAACACCAUUCUGGGUUCGCUCACCAACAACAAGCUCGUCGGUUACCACAACUUCGAAGAAAUCGAAACCCAGCUGGAGAUACCGAAGUUUACUAUCAAAUCAGACACUAAUCUGGUUCCUGUUUUGAAAUUGAUGGGUAUAACAGGAAUAUUUUCGCGUCAAACUGAUCUAACACGUAUCGGUACGUUCCGCACCCACUCCCCAGAGAUCACCAACGCCAUCCACACUGGCUUUUUGUCUGUAGACGAGCAAGGUUUGUCGGCAUCCGCUGCGACGGGCUUCGCAGCUGUUGCGUUAUCUUACGACGAUCCAUCAGCGACGUUCCGAGCUAACAGACCCUUCUUGGCUGUGCUGUGGGAUACGCAGUUUGCCAUUCCGUUGUUCAUCGCAAGGGUCGAGGAUCCUUCGCUUUAGUACUUUAAUUAUAUAAUUAUAUUUUUAUGUUAAACACCUAUUGGCGUGCCGUAAAAUUGAUUCGAAUGCUGUGACGGCAAACGGUACAAUAUUUUCAUACUGUGAUGCUUCCAGAACACCGCCACGACUCAUUUAUUGUGUGGUGUACUUAUAGUGCCUAGGCAGUAAAAUUGACUCAAAUAUUGUAACGGCAAACGGCACGACGUCAUGACAAUGCUUCCAUUACAACGCUAAGUCGUUUAGUUUGUGGGUAUACCUACUAUAUUAAUUUAGUUGUUUAGAACACUUCGAACACACAAUCAACUCGAACGCCGUGACGGCAAAAGGCACGACGUUGACAUGCCAUGAUGCUUCCACUGCGUCGCCGCACACGACUCCUUUAGUGUGUAUGUAUACCUACUAUAACGUUGAGUUGGAAAACAAAAUGGACUAGAAUGCGGAGACGGCAAACAGCAUGACGUUGUCAUCAGUGGCGUAGCUAGGUAAACAAGGGCCCUGGUGAAAUAAAAAAACGGGCCCUACUACCAUUUAGCUUAGAUGGUAGUGGGACCCAUUUUUUUGGGGUUAGUUUUUAUUAAGUAAAAAUAUUUAUCAGCUUGUUUUCGAAGAUCAGUUCGAUCGUGAUUUCGAGGUAAGGAUUACAGGGCUCCUUUAUCUUGAGGGCCCCGUGGCAUUAAACC
Messenger RNA from Bicyclus anynana (squinting bush brown), 2349 nucleotides. RefSeq names its product leukocyte elastase inhibitor (gene serpin-12). The transcript is spliced from 7 exons. Bases 140 to 1669 code for a protein of 509 amino acids. Gene Ontology annotation, molecular function: serine-type endopeptidase inhibitor activity. Gene Ontology annotation, biological process: negative regulation of endopeptidase activity. Lineage: Eukaryota; Metazoa; Arthropoda; Insecta; Lepidoptera; Nymphalidae. The record is from RefSeq and is a predicted model, not a curated record.